This is a messenger RNA of Macadamia integrifolia, 2358 nucleotides long. RefSeq lists its product as uncharacterized. The transcript has 2 exons. The record is from RefSeq and is a predicted model, not a curated record. Gene Ontology annotation, biological process: sesquiterpene biosynthetic process. Gene Ontology annotation, molecular function: cyclase activity. NCBI's taxonomy places the organism in Eukaryota, Viridiplantae, Streptophyta, Magnoliopsida, Proteales, Proteaceae. Bases 393 to 2108 code for a protein of 571 amino acids.
UUUUUCGUUAAUUACCUUCCAGUCCUUCUUCACAAGUCUUCAAAGUUUCAAUUUGAAGCUUAAAUCCGAAAGCAACUGCAACAGUUUCUUCUAGAGCUUUGCUUCCCAAAGCAUGGACGUAUCUUCUUUAGGCAAGUUAGCUUCUUCUUAUUAAUAUUAUUAUUUGAUUUUAUUCCGUCUUUCCUCGUGGAAUCGCUCACUCUUGUAAUUGAAGCCGUGAAGAAGGUAUGGAAGACCGAAUCUAUGCAUCUCUAAGUGAUUACUCCUACAUAUUCAAUCACAUGGAGUCUCUGUUUGCUCAAGAUCGCAUCGUGUUCUCCACCAAUCGGUUAAGCUGGUGCUAGGGUGUUCUAUGACCAAGGACCUUGAGAAGGUUCAACCUUGACCAGAGAAUGGUUUCAACUGGUGAUGGAGGAGGCAUAGAGGAAGAUGGGGAAGAUUUAGGGCCUGGUGCUAUACCAAAUAAAAUCAAGCCUUGUGUUUCCCUUCACGUUUCUACCUCUCUAAAGGGAUUGUUCGGCCAUGAAGAGUCUGAAAAAGAUGCUUUGGAUUUCUUUACAGAUGUUCCUAGUAGGCCCGGAUUCCUGAAAUUUGCUUCAUCUACUUGUGCAUCUCCAUCAGCCAGAAUCCUGCAACUUGCUGGGGGAAGAGAUGAAAUUUCACGUUCACGUUCAGUUCAUUCUUCGACAGAACAUGGGUUCCAGGAAUAUUUUAAUUUGAUCUUAGCUGGGAAAAUUGAUUGGGUUUCUCUCUGGAAAGUUGGCAAAAAAUGGAUCAGAAACCCAAUGAACAUUGCCAUACUCAUUUGGAUUAUUGGUGUUGCUGUUUCGGGUGCAAUCAUGUUCCUUGUUAUGACAGGAAUGUUGAACCAUGUCCUACUGAAUACAUCCCAAAGAGAUGCCUGGUUCGAAGUCAGUAAUCAAAUCAUCAAUGCCCUCUUUGUUCUUAUGUGCCUUUACCUACACCCAAAGCGAUUCCAUCACCUUGUGCUUUUAUGUAGAUGGAGACAAGAUGACAUUUGUAGACUCAGAGAGGUUUACUGCAAGAAUGGCACUUACAAACCGAAUGAAUGGGGCCACAUGAUGGUUGUCCUGGUUCUACUCCAUUUGAACUGUUUUGCCCAGUAUGCCUUGUGUGGCCUUAACUGGGGUUACAACAGGUCAGAACGACCACUCAUUGGAGUUGGUCUCUGCCUCGUUUUUUCAAUUGGAGCGCCAGCGGUUGCUGCUGUAUACUGCUUUUUAAGUCCCCUCGGGAAGGAUUUUGAGUCUGAAAUGGAUGAGGAAGCACAGGAUCGUAUGAUCUCUGUUGACACUGACCGUUCAAAUCACCUAAGAGUGAUGUCUUUUGAGGAGGACAGACAUGAGCAGAGAGUUGUGAACAGACCCGAGUGGAGAGGAGGUUUACUUGAUUAUUGGGAUGAUAUUUCUCUUUCUUAUCUCACAUUCUUCUGUAGUUUCUGUGUUUUUGGGUGGAAUAUGAAGAGACUUGGGUUUGGGAACAUGUAUGUUCACAUUGCGACUUUUUUUCUAUUUUGUACUUCUCCCUUUUGGGUUUUCAAUCUUGCUGCCAUUAAUAUUGACAGUGAGGCUGUUAAGGAAGCAUUGGGCAUCACAGGGAUUUUGCUUUGUGUAUUUGGAUUGCUGUAUGGGGGCUUCUGGAGGAUCGAGAUGAGGAAGAAAUUCAAUUUGCCUGCUAAUGACUUCUGCUGUCGUAACCCUUCGCUGACUGAUUUCGCAGCGUGGCUUUUCUGUUUUUCAUGUGCUCUAGCUCAAGAAGUGCGGACAGUGGAUUUCUAUGAUAUUGUGGGAGAUAAAUUUUACAGAAAACAAAUGGGUGAGAGUAGCGAGAGGGUACUGUCUCCUUUGCCCCGCGAGGAUGGAUCAUUUCACUUGCAAUCAAGCCCAAGUCCUCGACUUUGGAAUGGCCUCAGCGCAUCCAUGCUGAAGAUGCUAAACUCUCCAAGCCCUAGUAGAGUUUUCAAAGGAUAUUAUGAUUUGGAAAGGCAGCUGCCCAUGGUGGAGGAAGAAUCUGUUCCAAGAAGCAAGGACAAGACCAUGACACCACCGUGUCCAUCAGUGAUGGGAAGAGAAGAUAUACAGUCAUGACCCUUUCCAAUUGGCACUGUAAACUGUGAAAAGAAUGGUGGUGGUGUGUGGAGAUAUAUUCAAUGGUGAGUAAAUUUUGAUUGUUCUCUACUUAUUUCCCUAAUUGGCCUUAUGUUGUUAUCUAUGUAACAUCAUUGUUUUUUGACCGAGAUUUGACCUUUAGGAUUUUAUUGAAACAAUUCUUUACAGAAAUGAUUUUGUCUCAAAAGCUUUGGGUAGUUACAAUCAAACAAUAGGUUUAUGCUGUUAA